Xylona heveae TC161 is the source of this 1687-nucleotide messenger RNA. RefSeq lists its product as hypothetical. The coding region runs from base 475 to 1518 and encodes 347 amino acids. Lineage: Eukaryota; Fungi; Ascomycota; Xylonomycetes; Xylonales; Xylonaceae. The record is from RefSeq and is a predicted model, not a curated record. The transcript has 7 exons.
CUCACUUCGCACCAGCGAUCGCUCGCCGAAUUAACUUACUCCUCCUCGUAUGGGGCCCAUCGAGGGCUUUUUUUUCUCUCAGGCCAAACCGGCUCGAACUGCGACCCCCCUCCCCCCUAUCGGCCCCACUCCCUUUCCAACCGUGUGAUUCUGCCGGUUCCAUCGCUCUAGUCUUCAUCGUGACCCGCCUGUGGUCGCUCGUUUUUGAAGAUCCUGGGAUGGUAUAUCAGAUACAGAUCCAAGGACUGAGGGUCCAAAAGCAUCGUGCCAUUCGCUAAUCAGGCAUGAUCGAGACAUCCCUGGGGGUUUUGACAGCCACCUCAAUCCGACUUCUCAUGCAGUUAUCUCCUUGAUCUGUUUACCGUUAUUAUAUCGCCGUCACGUCCCUUCUCGUGCUCUUCGACUUUGUCCUUUUUCGCUCGUUGCUCCCCCGGUUAAUGUGUCUUGGCCACUGAAGGCCUCAAAUCAGUCCAAAUGGAUCGCGCAGCCGAAUCUGAUUCCUACAAGAUCAUUGCUUGUCAUGCCGCUUUGAUCGCCAUCUCCACGAUUGCCGUCGGCCUUCGUCUAUAUUCGCGUGUCAUUGUGGUCAAGCAUGCAGGAUGGGAUGAUUUUCUUUGUGCGUUGAGCUAUGUGCUCAUUAUGACCGUGAUGAUUAUCGAUCUUGUUUCUUGUGAUUCGGAAUUAGGUCGUCACUGGGAUACACUUAGCAUGAAGCACAUGGAGCAGUUUCUUAAGUAUCAAUUUGCCGUGGAAAUGCUUUAUAUUGCCGCUUUCAUGUCCAUCAAAAUGUCCUACGUUUGUCUCUAUCUUCGUAUCUUCCCUCAUCGGACGUUCCGGAUCAUAAAUUACUGCCUUCUCGCCUUCCUGACAUGCAAUUGGCUCGAGGAGACAAUGGUUGUCGUGUUUCAAUGCCACCCUGUCGCUCAUGCCUUCAUGCCUUUGAUGAAAGGUUCCUGUCUCAACCUACUUACCUUCUACUACGUUUCAUUCGGCAUUAAGCUGGCAACCGACCUGAUCGUCUUCUCCUUGCCGAUUCCAAUGAUGCGAGGCGCCAAUAUGCCAAAGGCCCAGUACAUUGGUGUUCUUGUUAUGUUUACCUUGGGUUUCUUCGUUUGUAUCGUCAGUAUUAUCCGUGCUACUUAUCUCAAAGAUUCCAUCACCGAUGCAACCUGGCUGCUUGUUGACCAAUUGAACUGGUCCGUCAUCGAAGUCAACACUGCCGUCAUUGCCUCUUGCAUUCCUGCUCUCAAGACGCUCGUCAUGCAGUCCUCUGGUAUGCGAAGAUUGCUCGGCAUGUACAGAACGCACGGCGCAAGCUCUCGUGAUCACUAUGAUCUGAAAACGAACAACAUGCCACUUACGGACCUCGGACGUUCUCGUCACGAUAAGCGUGAGCGCAUCUUGGAAGACGGCGAGAGUGAGGAGAACAUCAUGGCCAACGGGUCCGAGCCUGGCCAUGGUGACAUCACCGUCACUACGAAAUGGUCCAUUAUCACCUCGCAACAUGAGGCCAAAUAGACUGAUUACAACAUCCGGGGUCGUACCCCCUCCAAAGUCACUGCCAACUACCCUACAUUCUUUUAUGUCAACGUCGCGGGCGACAUAACUGGCUACCGUCAUCCACAAUAAUUGGACCCUUCACAUUUACAAUCGCUUUAGAGCAGCACGUUUUGUAGAUGUCCUUCUC